Molecule: messenger RNA, 7226 nt
Organism: Caenorhabditis angaria
Lineage: Eukaryota; Metazoa; Nematoda; Chromadorea; Rhabditida; Rhabditidae
Source: the annotation of a GenBank genome assembly
AUGGAGAACUCGUAUGUUGAAAUUGAUAAUUCCGAAAACUCAUACACAGAAAUAUCGCCUAUACCGACCGAAGUUCAAAUCGAAAAAAUUGAGGAGAGCACCAAUCGAUUGAAACUUGCCGAAGGUGCGUUGAAUUUUGAUUAUAUACUAUUUUAAGUUCUCUAAUUUUCAGAAAAUCUGGCCUUAUGUAGAAGAUCUUUUGACUCCAACGAAAAAAUCCUUCUCUCAAUAUGCGACUUAAUGUCCAUCGUCAAAGCGAAUUUCCAUUCAAGACAUUUUGAUUCGUCAAUUCUUUUCGCUGAUAUCCAGAAAAAACUGUUCGACUGGAAAAAAUCUAUUAAUGUGAUACAAAACAUUCUGAAACAAAGAAUGGCCCGUCUCAAUAUUUCCAACGAGGAAUUUUUGAAUGAAUUUGUGGCGCUGAAACAACAAUUAGCAGAUGAACAAGAAUUGUUAGUUAUUAAUUUUAGAAAUGAAUGAACUAAUCUUUAAAUUUCCAGUGGCGUACUGAUUUUCGGAGACUUGUCUUCGCUCAAUCAAGCUAUUGAGGCCGGUUAGUUUUUUUUUAAUUUUUUCUUUCUAAAAAUACAUAAAAAUUGGCGCCUUGCAUCAAACCAAUCUGCCAAAAUCCACAAAACUUAUCUAUGAAAUUAAAUGUCAAGACUUUGUUUUUUUUCUGCUGCGGAUCAAUUGUGAUUGCGCCCACCCACGAAAAAAUGAGACUACGGUAAACAAAACUUUAUGUUGGUGUUUGCACACUUUCUGAUUUUCUUUUUUUGCCUUUCGGUUCCACUGGUAAAAUACGGCUUGUGUGCUGCAGGCCUACUGCAGAUCUGCAGGAAAUGCGUGCCAGCUGCGCGUCUGCUGCAGAUUUCAAAAAAUUUUGCAGAUCUGCAGCAGACGAGCAAAAUUUUUUUUGCAGAAUUUGAAAAACUCAAAGUUUUGCGGUUGAAAUUAAAAUCUCGGGGAAAACCUGAAUAGGGAAAGAAAAGUCGAAAAAAAGCUUAAAUAAUAGAAAAUCAAAAAUUUCGUUUCGAUUUUAAAUCUUGGAGAAAAAAAUGAAUUUAAAAAACCUGCUGCAGAUUUCAGCAGACGUCGUGCAGGCGUCGUGCAUGUGUUCUGCAGUAGGCCUGCAGCACACAAACCGUAUUUUGCCAGUGUCUUUCGGAACCUGAUUCUGCUUGCUGAUUAACAAAGUUCCAAUUUUUCAUUGAAAUUGAUUUUUUCCGUUUGUUUAUAUUUCUAUUGAUCCAAAAAACAUCAAAUUAUUUUCAACUUUUAUACGUGAAUUUUUAUAGUAGCAUACAAAAACUGAUGAAAUUGUAGAUAUUGCGGCUGCAUCUCAAUGUAUUCCAUCAAAACGACAAACUUUGGACGAAGCUUAUGCUCCACCUGCAAAUUUUCUGGAAAUUGAAGUCGUUAAUCCGAUUACACAUGGAGUUGGGAAAAUGCGCUAUACUGAUUAUGAAAUUCGUAUGAGAGUGAGUAAAAAUGAGAGAUUUGAAGAGAAUAAUUGAAUUUCCAUUUUCCAGUCAAAUUUGCCAGUUUUCAAACAAAAAGAAUCGAAUGUUCGCAGAAGAUAUAGCGAUUUUGAGUGGCUUCGCGGAGAAUUGGAAAGAGAUAGUAAAGUGAGCCGAAAAAUUCUGAGAACCAGUGAAAAUGUCAUUUUUUGUUCAUUCAGAUUGUUGUUCCACAAUUGCCCGGAAAAUCGUUGAAACAACAGCUUCCAUUCCGCUCGGAUGACGGGAUUUUUGAGGAGGAGUUUAUUGAGAAUCGCAGGAAGGCACUCGAAACAUUCAUCAACAAGUUGGUUUUUGCUGAAUUUUUGAGGGGUUGGAUGUCGCCUAAAUGACAUGCUCAUGGUUUAGAGCAAGAUAGUUGAAUUACUGGAUUUUAAUCAUAUUCAUAUGAUAGGCAUGGCUUAAGACAAUUCGAAUGAUGUAAGUUAACUUGUUACUUCUCAACGCAUAUCAUUUGAAUUGUUUUGGACCUGCUUGUCCUAUGAAUAAGAUAAAAAUCUAAUGUUUCAACUCAAUUAAUUGUUGAAAAUGCCAUUUAACCAACGACCAACUAUAUCCACAAUCAAUUUUAGUCUUUUUUUCAAAAUGAUGACGUAAUCGAUUAUUCACAAAGCUCUUCUAAAAAAAAGAUAUAAUUAAAAGCCCAAAAGAAUAAUGUUUUUCUUUGCAGAGUUGCUGGCCAUCCACUUGCUCAAAACUCUUUGCGUGUGUUUUUACGUGGAACUUUGGUGGACAAAAAUCAGUGUACAAGAAGGAUCUUUUUGGAGAAAAUCAAUAAUGUAACCGGGGAACGCGAAUGGGUUGUCAAGGACGAGGAUUAUGAUAUGGCACAAGAAUUGGCUAGGUACUUUUAUUGAUUCUAGAUUCUCUAGCUAGAAAAAAAUGUUUAGAUCUCGAUUUGGUGAUAUGAUCUUGGAUUUUGAUCGAAAUGAUAUGUUCCUUGAAGGUUUGAAGACUUGUAUCGAAGAAAAGAAACGAGAAAAUGGAAGAUGUCAUGUGCUAGAUAUUGGAACUGGAACUGGAUUAUUAUCCCUAAUGGCAGCACGAGAAGGAGCGGAUAAAGUGACAGCACUGGAAGUAUUCAAACCGAUGGGAGAUUGUGCACGACAUAUCACAAGUCAUAGUGAAUGGAAGGAUAGAAUAACAGUGAUAUCGGAAAGAUCGACUGAUGUUGAUGAUAUUGGUGGAGAAGCGGCUGAUGUGAUUGUUGCUGCCAUUUUUGAUACGGAAUUGAUUGGCGAGGGAGCGUUGAGAACGUUUAAGGAAGCGCUGAAGAGGUUGGCGAAACCGGGAUGUCGAGUUGUUCCGUCGACGGGAAAUGUGUUCAUUGUGCCGGUGAUGAGCAAAUUGUUGAAGAAGUUUAAUCGGAUUCCGAGAUUCGAGGAGGAUGGUAGGUUUUUGAUGGAUAACAUUUGAUUUUUCUGAAGGAAGCACAGGCAUAAAUUCUUGACUUUUUAAAUUCAGAAAUGCCUGUCGCAGAAAAAACAAAUUUUCGCGUGAAUCGGGAGGCGGGAUUUAUUUUGCAAGAUGCGGCACGUUUUUUUUCAAUGAAUAAUUAUUUCUGAUUUUUUGCAUUUCGAAAUUUAGUGAACAAAAAAAGAUGAAAACGAAAAAAUAAUUUUAAAAACGUGAAAUGUUUAAUCGUGGCAGGGGGCGGAGCCGACAGGAAAAAAAGUCAGAAAUUUAUGCCUGUGGGAAGGUCCAAAUUCAGUAUUUUUAGUAAAAAAAAAAUUUUUUCAGAUUUUACUAUUUUUUGAACGUAAAACGUCUCAAAUAGUUACUUAAUUACCCGUGAAUAGAAUAAUUGUAGAUAAAAAUAAGUUUUAGUGCCAACUUAAGGCUGAAAGUCGAAAUUUCAAACUUUGUUUUCCGGAUUUUCCGGUUCAAAAAAUCCGGAAAUUUUCCGACUUUCUGUUUUCCGGCACCGAAACGUGAACCUCUUUAAAAAAAUGAAAAUGUUUUCACUCAAAAAACAUUUUUUUUCUUAUGCAGAAAAAAUCGAUAAAAAUUAGGCUGACAAAAAUGAGGUAAUGUGGUAUUUAAAUACAACAUUUAUUUUUUACACGUUUACAAAAAUGCAAUUUUACAAUAUGCAAUUUUACAAUUUUACCCAUUUGCAAAAAUACCAGAAUACAACCUUUUUUUCUGCCUUGGCAAAAAAAAUCAUCGAAUACAACAUUUCGCAUUUUUCCAACACGAUUCCACGUGGAAGCAAAAACAAAAUACAGUGAACCUCUUCCGUUUAUUCGAUCUAGAACAAAAAGUCUAAAAUGCUCAUUCUCAAUUAAAUUUUGUUCAACUGGAUAUGGUGUAAAUUGGAUGGUGGAAAACCGUUUUCAUUCAGAGCAAUUUCCAAAUUCAGAAAAACUGAGUUUUGAAAUUUGUCAUAAUCGAGGCUUCAAGGCAAAUAUCACUGCCCUUUUACAUGAUUUGGUAGCGAUAAAAAUGAUAAAUUAUUCGUAAAGAGCACAGUUAUACUAUUCAACUCGCUUUCUAUUAACACUUUAAUUGUUUCAAUAACAUUUUGUGAACAAAAAGUAACAGAAAUUGUUGAAAUUUUGGAUAAAUUUAAAAAAUGUUGUAUUCUGGUAUUAUUGUAUUCUGGUAUUUCUAAUAAAAAAAAUCAUUGCAUUCUGGUAUCAUUAAAAAAACGUGAGUUGUAUUCUGGGCGGCCAUUUUUGGCAUUUCUAAAAAUGUUGUAUUCUGGUAUUAUUUUUGCCAGCCUAAUAAAAAUAAAUAUACAAAAUUUUGUUUUGAUUAGAGAAACCGAGUUCUUCUGAAGCUCCGAAAAAAUGUUUUUUUUUUCAAAAUUAAAAUUUUAACACGUCAGGUUUCCAGACAAAGAUCCAUUCGGAAGCUGCCCCGGAACAUCAGCAGUGUUCGAUUGUCAACUAUCAGCCGUCGAUCCAUCGGAUUUCAUCCAACUCACCGAUCCAAUCAUCGCAUUCGAAUUCGAUUUCGAAAAUGCGGAUAAAAUCGUUUUCGAUGAGAAAUUUGUGAGGAAAGCGCUUGUGAAAAACGAUGGAAGUAUUGACGCGAUUUUGAUGUGGUGGAAUUUGGAUAUGGAUCGGAAGGGAAAGCAUUUUAUUGAUAUGGCGCCGAAAUGGGCGAAUCCUGGAUUUGCGGUGAGUUGAAGGCGCAGCUCCUAGACAUAUAGGUUCUCUAGUUUCUCGCGACUCCUUUCCAGAGUUGUUUUCUAGACGCGGAUCCUAGACAUACAGGUUAUCUAGGUGUGGGACCACGACAUAUAGGCACACCUCGGCCCAACCGUGGCUGGCCAGAGUACAAUUUUUUGAAAAAUCUGAAUUUCAGUUUUUAGAGGUCAAAAAUUGAAAAAUCACAAUUUUUAGAGGACAAAAACUGAAAAAUUCACGAUUUUUGUACUGUAAAAAGUUAGCGUACAAUUUUUUAUUGUGGAAACCACGAUUUUGGCUGGGGUGUGCGUAUAGGUUUUUAGGCGCAGGUCCGAUAGAGUUAGGAAAUCUAGGGGCAGGCCCUUUAGGGCGCCCUAGACAUUUUGGUUCUCUAGCCACGAGUUCUAGAUUUUUAGGUUCUUUAUGCAUCUAUUCAUUUGCGAAAAAAAACCGAAAAAAUGUAUUUUUUUUACAAUUUUUUUCUAUUCAUGAAAAUGGACGAAAUAAAUGUCAAUCGCGACGAGAUCCACACACAUUUCAAGAAGAAAAAACGAGCGAAAAAAAACAAGAAAUGAAAUUUUCGAAAGCAUGUAUUUUUUCACACUUUCUGCCUUGAAAUGAGUGUGGGCCUUGUCAUGAUUGCAUGUAUUUCGCGACAAUUUGUGAUUUUGGUGAUAAUAAGUUUCCAAUGGGGAUAUAUUCAGAAUUCUUAUAUUUGUUAUGGGGUGAGUCAAUUUUAUUUUUUGUCAAUUAAUUGACACAAAAUGUGAGUCAUUUUUGUGCAAUUUUUUCACGUUUUGUCGAUUAAUUCCAUCUUUUUUUGCAAUUAAUUCCAUUCAAAAAUGAGGCAUUUCUUUUACAAACAACCAAAUUUGAUGAUUUUUUGUUUUCACGUGUUCAUUUCUUUUUUCCUUUAUUUUUUAUUGAAAAACAUCAAAUUCUGAGUAUUUUUUCCAUUGUUUUUUUUCUCACGUGAAAAAAUCAUCAAAUUUGGUUGUUUCUGAGAAUGAGUGUGAAAUCAAUCGCCCUAAAAGACUCACUUUUUCGAUUAAUUCGAUUGACUCCCCAUUACAAAAAUUUACCCCAUUACAAAAAAAAACAACAAAACAAAAAUUCUUUCCAAUUCCUUUUAAUUAGUUAAUAAAUUAAUUUUUUCAGUGGCGAGAUCAUUGGAUGCAGGCAAUUUACUACCUCCCAACUUCAAAAACCAUCAAAAAAGGAGAUGAAUUGAAAAUCGCUUGUGCACACGACGAAUUCAGUAUGUGGUUCAGUGUUUCCGGAAAAUGCGAUCGAGGAUAUUGCACUUGUAUGAUGCAUUCAAUUAUGACUCGCCAAACCAUGUUCCACAUCAAUGAUAUUUUUGAAGAUCAGCAAUUUAUCGAGGAAAUUCGGAAACUAUCGAUUGAUAAACAUGUUGUAACUGUUGGCGAAGGAUCAUUUAUUGGAAUUUUGGCGGCGAGAUUCGCAAAAAGUGUGACAAUUUGUGAUAAUAAUCCACAUUUCCAUGCGAUUUUUCAACGAUAUAUCAGCCAUUAUAAUUUGAAAAAUGUGCAAAUUCUGGAGGAUUUGAGACAAAUUGAGCAGCAGCCGGAUAUUGUGCUAGCUGAGCCGUUUUAUAUGUCGGCAAUGAAUCCAUGGCAGAAUUUGAGAUUCCUCUUCGAUGUGCAAUUGCUCAGAGAAUAUUGGGGCAAAAGUUUGAGAGUUGAGCCAAGUUUUGGAUAUCUCAAAGGGUUGCCCGAGAAAUUUGAUGAUUUGCACAAGAUCUCGAGUGAUGUUGGAACUGUUAAUGGAUUCGAUUUAUCGUUUUUUGAUGAGAUUUCGACGAAAGCGCGAAAAGCUACAGAUGCUUUGAUCGAUGAACAACCAUUAUGGGAAUAUUCGGGAAAAUCGACGGGAAAUGUGAUUGAAUUAUUGCAAUUUGAUGUGAAUUCGAAAUUGUGCGAUGAACGAUGUGAUAUUGUUUUUGAUAAUGCUGUUGGGUUAGUUGGACGGGUUUUGUGGGCUCGAAAGUUGAAGGAUAUUUCAACCAGUAGGUCAUUAGGAUACUGUACUUAAUUAUUUGAUUUGGUAAUUACUGAUUAUUUUUAAAAAAUACAUGGAGACUCUGAAUCUCCAGAAAUUAGAAAAUAGAAAUUUUACUUUUUCAAAAAAAAAAUUAUGACCAUAUUCGAUUUUCUGAGAUCAAAUUUUAUUCAAUAAAAAAAAAUUCUGAAAAAGCUACUUUUUUGUGAUGUCCAAAGUUAAAAAUAUAGUAAAAAUGCGAGAAUAUAUCGUCCAAAGCUCGCCUUAUAUUCGAAAUUCUCUUUGAACUUUUUUUAGUUAGUUUUUUUCCAGAGAAACAAACGGGUUUCCAAUUUGGAUGGAUUGGAAAUUCGGAGAAUUGAACAUAUCAACUGGACUCCUAAAUGAUACACAUCAGCCAGUUGGAAAUGUGCCAAACUGGAAUAAAGGCUUCAAACAAGGCGUGUAUUUCCCCCAUUCUGAUCUCAUGAAACGCGACAAAAUUCGAUUGAAAGCACAUUUUGAUUUUGAAAAUGGUGAUGUUAAUUUUCAAUUUUUGAAUGUUGAAUAG